Sitophilus oryzae (rice weevil) is the source of this 686-nucleotide messenger RNA. RefSeq lists its product as uncharacterized. The coding region runs from base 286 to 606 and encodes 106 amino acids. The record is from RefSeq and is a predicted model, not a curated record. The transcript has 2 exons. NCBI's taxonomy places the organism in Eukaryota, Metazoa, Arthropoda, Insecta, Coleoptera, Curculionidae.
GCAAUUGGGUUAAAACGUUGAAAGAAUCAUAUCUAUUUCAAUCAACCAUUAAAGCAUGUUAAUAUAUAAACGGUAUGACGAAAUUUUUAUUAAUUUAUCAUUCGAAUCGUUAAAUAUUAAUUUACUCUAUGAAACAAGUGUCGUAGAAUUUAUUUCUCAAUCGAUACUACUAUUAAAUUGGUGGUUAAAAUUCAUGGUCAUAUAGAAGCUUUCCCUUUCCGCACCGUGCUAUAUACUAAACUCACGUAGGACAUGUGUAGGUAUUGUUUCUGAUUAAAGCAAAUCAUGAGUAAAGUGCUAACGCUGGUAUUUCUUACCCUUUGUUCAGUAAUCUUAACAAACGCUGAACCCUUACGAUUUGUAAAAGACUUUUUUCAAUUUAACAUUGCUGGUCAUCCCGUUCUACACAAAUCAGUUGAAUGGCUCUUUGAUCCAGAUAUAGGAAUAAGAAGAUCCAGGCAGUAUCAGGAAAAAAACGGAUAUCUGGGUGAAAAAGCUAUCGAGAAGUUAGGAUUGGGGAUAGAUGGAUAUGACAGAGAAAGAUUAGCUCAGCAACAGCAAAGAGAUGAAGGACAUCUAAAUGGAAUUGAAUAUCUAACUCCAUAGAUAGAGAUAUAAAUAUUAAUUGAUUUAUUCUAGUCUAAUCAGUUAAAAAAUUACAAGAAUAGUAGAAAAGAUUUAAGAAA